Molecule: messenger RNA, 793 nt
Organism: Neohortaea acidophila
Lineage: Eukaryota; Fungi; Ascomycota; Dothideomycetes; Mycosphaerellales; Teratosphaeriaceae
Exons: 1
Coding region: 77-646 (189 amino acids)
Source: RefSeq, a predicted model, not a curated record
CAGCUGCUUACAAAGAUGCCUUCUACUGUCUGCAUGUCAGCAAGUACAUGUCAGUUUCCACAACAACACUUCCACAAUGUCGCUACUCCACCGCGUUCUCUUGCUGGAAGGAAACAGCUGCCGUGGUUCAGACUGGCGGCAGGACCUACAGACGCCAUCACCUGCCAUAUCUUCCCAACCAACAGUUGGCAUGGCCUUCCGAUUCACCAUCUUUAGAACUGCGCAGACAAAGGUAGGCACGUUUCCAUCCCAUCCAGUAUCUCCUGACUGCUCUAUCAUGCUUUCAUCUUCUGCUCUCCGUCUUCUCCCAAUCGCCUGUCACCACCACCACAAUCUCAUCAACACAACAUAUGUAAUUUCUUCCCGACUCCUCCACUUCCAUGUCGGGCCCCAACCUCUGCUGCACGCUCCCCCAGCAGCGCAUCGACUCCCCCGAGCCACCAGCACGACCCCUCGGGCCCAUCGACGCCAUCUUCGCCGCAGCCGCUCUCCCCGAAGAUCAUCCACAUGCCUUCAAAGUGCCCGAGCGGAAGGUGGACGUCGACGGUGGGAUUGUGCAGAGCCCCAACAUCACCAGCAAGAUCAAAAUGCAGUUCCAUCGGACAUCUUCGAAGAAUCUGAAGGAGGAUCGCGAGUACGAUCAUGAUGCUCGGCAGAUGACUUUGCAGGAGGUUCUCAAGGCUGCCGACGAUUUGCAAGAUCCUUGGUGUAGUGCGCCGUCCGUGGAUGGGCAUAUUGCUGCCAGAUCAGAACCCAUGCUCUCGAGGCGAGUCCUGUUUUCCAAGAGUUGAAC